Molecule: messenger RNA, 1091 nt
Organism: Girardinichthys multiradiatus
Lineage: Eukaryota; Metazoa; Chordata; Actinopteri; Cyprinodontiformes; Goodeidae
Exons: 4
Coding region: 36-938 (300 amino acids)
Source: RefSeq, a predicted model, not a curated record
UCAGAGUUGGUCUCUGCCAAUAUUUAUAAAGCCUCAUGCUGCUAUAUCUGGACUUUAGUAUGAUGGCUUUUCAGGUCCUACUGGGGGGUGUUCCUGUCAAAGGUUCAGUACCUCAACACCAGAGCAGCAGUGGCACCAAUGCAGGGGGUAACGUUGCCUCUUACAGAAGAGUAUCUGCUGGCCACACUGUACCUGUGUCCCACAGUGCUCCUGCAGGUGUUCUCAAACAAGAUCCCAGACCAUCCCAAUUUUUGCAGUCAGAGCUGGUGUUUGUCGGUGUGAGCUCCAUGCCUGAAGCAGGACAUACUACUAAUGCUGGUUCUGUUCCUGUUCAAGCAGCACAUGUUGGUUCUUAUAUUCCUGUUCCAGUUGGGUAUUAUGGGGCAGGUUCCUAUAUGCCAGGAUAUGAUGCUGGCUCUCAACAGGCUGGAGCUGCUCAGCCUCCAGUCCCAGAAGCAAAGUGGACCAUUGCUCCUCAGUCCUUUGAGGAAGCAUCAACCAACACUCAGGCCCAGGAUCCUGGUGCCCUUCUCCCACCUCCAGGACCUGCCCUGCAGUCUGGAGAAACUUCCAAUGUUGUGAAGGAAGCUGAACUUGGGAACUACCAGCAACAAACGGAGUACUUUGGCUACCCGGUUGACCAUAUGGGGCCUGGCCAGGGUUUUCCACUAGCGACACAGAGUCUUGGUGUGGGUGGCUUGUGGGGUUAUCCUUCUCCCUACCCUCUUCCUUACCCAUUUCCCUACCCUGAUUUUGACUACAGGCUCCUGUAUGGUCUGUAUCCUCCUGGCACCUACACGACCUUUAGCAGAGAGCAUGAGAAGGGUACAGACUACUUUCAGGACAUUCACUAUCUGAAGGAAUAUGGUUCCAAUGCUCCACAGACACCACAGCACCCUGGAUCUGGACAGCAGAAGGUGUUCCCUGGCACAACCUAGAGACCUGGAGGGAGAACACUUAUGUUAAUACAUGUACCUGCAGAUUCACUAUGUCUUGGCACUUGGCCUAAUGUGUUGUCAUCUUUAGGUGAAGUGCACAUGCCUUGGUGGUGGAAUGUUUCAGGGUUUUAAUUAAUAAAAUCAUUGACACUG